Acaulospora colombiana is the source of this 820-nucleotide messenger RNA. NCBI's taxonomy places the organism in Eukaryota, Fungi, Glomeromycota, Glomeromycetes, Diversisporales, Acaulosporaceae. The record is from the annotation of a GenBank genome assembly.
AUGAAAGAUGAGGAAAAAUUGAAGUUUAAAAGAUCAUUGAUUUUUGUAAAUCGACACUGGUGCGAGAAUCUUAUCCACGAAUUGUGGAGGGAUCCUUUCAGAUGUGUAUCCAAAAGAAGCCAGAGAGUUGCGUUGAUAGAGACUUAUUUAAGAUGCUUGCCUGAGCACACCAAGAGGGAGAUGGGGCUUGACUGGAGUGAAAGUAAUGAAAUUCGAUCUAACUCGUCAAGGUGGAAAACAUCUACUUUAGGCAAUCAAGUGAUGUCAAAUAAGACCACUUCUACGUCCGUUCUAUUCGAUUAUCCAUUCUUUUUAUGUCAUCUGGAUCCCGAUAUCAUUUACACUAGUUUCUUCUGCUGGGCCGAAGACACGAAUGCAAUCACAUCUCGAAAUCUCAGUACCAGAAAGGACAGUGUAAUCUUUCUCGCAAUUCUUAAAAACUUUAUCAUACGCUCCGAAAAUAUCAACCAUCUCUCAAUUACCGGUGGCCCACAUAACAUCUUUGAAUUUCCUGGAGCGAACCUAUCUCUAUCAAAUCUAAGAACACUCAAUAUCGCUUACAAUGUUAAUUCGAAUUUUUUACAGAUACUUGAAUCAGGUUCACUGGUUUCACUGGUUUCCAAAAGAAGUACCUUACCAAAAGAACUGCAUUCUGCUUCGUUGAUCUCCAAAGAGAUUCGAAAAAUCAGGUUAUCCUUAAGCGAAGAAGAAUUGGAACUCGAAGUUGUGAAGGGUGUAAGGAACUUAAUCGAAGUGCAAAAGAGUCUGAAAUCAAUCACAAUUCGCGUUUCUUGUUUACUCUUUUUCCAAAUUUGGGAAG